AUUACCAGCUCAUUUCCGCGUUCCGAGCCAUUGCUUCACGCGCUUCUGCAUCGUUGCUUUUCAUCACUCGUCGUGUCCUUACCGGCCGCUCUCGUCCCAGCAACUUUGCCGCUUGAGUUAAUAGCUCGUAGCCAGCAGCGUGCAGCAUGGCUGCUCUCGCCAGCGCCUCGUUGACGGCUCGCGUCACCGUCGCCACCGCACUCGCCGCUUCGUCUAGUGCGACACGUGGCAGCGGCCUGAACGCCAAGAGCAGCGCGCCGCUGCGAUGUGUCACCCCACUGGCCCGGCCCGCUGUUCGUUGCCAGCAGCAGCCCGCGCCAGUCGCGGCCGCGGCAGCGGCCCCGGCGGCGGCAGUGGCGGCGCUGCCGUUCCGCGUGGGGCACGGGUUCGACCUGCACCGGCUGGAGCCGAACCUGCCGCUGAUUAUCGGCGGAGUGAACAUCCCGCACGACCGCGGGUGUGACGCGCACUCCGACGGCGACGUGCUGCUGCACUGCGUUGUGGACGCGGUGCUGGGCGCGCUGGGGCUGCCGGACAUUGGGCAGCUGUUCCCUGACAACGACCCCAAGUGGAAGGGCGCCGCCUCCCACCUCUUCCUCGAAGAGGCCGUGCGGCGCAUGCACGAGGCGGGGUACGUGGUGGGCAAUCUGGACGCCACGGUCAUUCUGCAGCGACCCAAGCUCAGCCCGCACAAGCCCACCAUCAAAGCCAACCUCGCUGCCCUGCUCCAGGCACCGGAGGAGGUUAUCAACGUUAAGGCCAAGACGCACGAGAAGGUGGAUAGCCUGGGCGAGAAUAGAAGUGUUGGUUGCCAUUGUGUCGUGCUUUUGAUGCGUAAGGACUGAGAUACAGCAAGUUCGUUGUAGAAUGCCAGGAUAUGGCAGGCUCUAGACUGCCUCCUGUGAAUUAGGCAUGUAAAAACGCAGCACAAGUGGUUGACCACAUUAUGAAGUACGUGCAUAUUUUAUGCAAAGUGAUGGUUA
Molecule: messenger RNA, 983 nt
Organism: Closterium sp. NIES-67
Lineage: Eukaryota; Viridiplantae; Streptophyta; Zygnematophyceae; Desmidiales; Closteriaceae
Source: the annotation of a GenBank genome assembly